Xyrauchen texanus (razorback sucker) is the source of this 2785-nucleotide messenger RNA. RefSeq lists its product as uncharacterized. Gene Ontology annotation, molecular function: calmodulin binding. NCBI's taxonomy places the organism in Eukaryota, Metazoa, Chordata, Actinopteri, Cypriniformes, Catostomidae. The record is from RefSeq and is a predicted model, not a curated record. The coding region runs from base 60 to 2060 and encodes 666 amino acids. The transcript has 7 exons.
GCUUAGCAACGUUUGACAACAUUCAUCUUGGGACGAUCUGAGGUGUUGCACAGUGGAAGAUGUCUGUUCCCUUCUCCAACACAAACCUGCGGAUCCCUAGAGGUUUUGGAAGUUUACUGGAGGGACUUGCCAGAGAGGUGUUGAGAGACCAGCCUGAGAAUAUCCCCACCUUUGCUGCCCUCUACUUUGCAGGGAUUCUUAAAGCCAGACAGGAAAGUGGCCUAGAUCCAGUAGAGUGGGGUGCAAUGUUGGAAGACAGGUUCUACAAUAAUCAUACAUUUAAGAAUACAUCAACGCAAGGAAACUCCAGCACACCUAAGGCAAAUAGGAGAAACAAAGCUGGUAAUUCAGAAACUGUUGGAAACAAUGGAACUCAACGCUCCACAUUAAAAGACCACAGUGCUAAUUUUUCCACAAAGGUAGAGCAAAACGAUGAGUUAGAUGAAGAAUUCGGUGAGACACCUGCAGAUAUUGCCUAUAUGGGAACAGCCGAUGUUGAUGUAUGUGCACAAGACCCCGGCAAGGUUCCAGAACCAACAUUAGAAAAUAAAGAGCUACCAAGAGAUGAUGGGGCAGCAAAAGAGUCAAAAGAUAUUGAUAUCUGCAGAUCCGAACUUGAGCCUACACCUGUGCCAUCCUUUGGUGGUCUUGCAAAUGUGGAUGUAUGUGCUGAAGAGGUAAACCCCUCCAAGGAUUCACAAGACCAGUUAACAAUGUCUUUUGUUGAAACCCCUUCAAAUAUUGAGCAGUAUAUAGACAAACAACCCAACAAAAUGUCAAAAGGUCAUAGUGAAGAUGCUGAGCAGGGAGUCUCAGAAAUUACUGACAAUUUAUUGGAGAACUCUGGCCCAGAGGAAAAGAGCACUGACCAGUUUUAUUUAGAGGAGUCAGCAAAAAGCACUGUUGCUCUUGAAAAAGACAUAACUGAAACCGAUAACACAAGCAGAGUUGAAGAAGGGCUGGAAAUAGGAGAACAUCUUAAAGAAACAGCGGAAACAACCACUUCCGCAACUGAUAUUAAUAGCAGAUCACUGAUCGAAAUGAAAGACGCAUGCAUUGACAAAAGUGAUGAAACAACUGAUAGUAAAAGUGAAGUCAUAGAUGUACUGGAUGAAGUCAUUAUGAGCGCUGAUCAUCAAUGCUCUGCCCAUACAGAUGAGCACAAAUCUGAUCAACAGAGUACGUCUAAAAUUAUGGACGCUAUGGUGGAGGAAGAACUUUUGGAAGCUCAAACUGAUGCUCUGGAGCCAGAUUCACAGUUGAACGACAAUGACAGUGACUCCAAAGUAACAGAAGACAUGACAGGCAAUGAGAUUUUAAAUACUGAUGUAAUGGACACCUCUGAGAAUGAUCUAAACACAGGGAAUGUAAAGGAAGGGAGUGAUCUUGACAGUGAUGUUGAAGAGAUGGACCAGGAUGAAAUGGGCCAAGAAGAGAAAGACGAAGCUGACCAAACCAAAGGCAACAGUCAAGAUGAGAGGUCUUUUGAUUACGUUUCAAACAUGCAUCAGCAAGAUACUGUGAAAACUGAGGAUGUGGCAGAUGAUGAAAUCAAUGAUGCAGAACUGAAGGAAGGGUUUGUGCCCUCUGAAACCAAGGAAGCUGUGGUCUUUAGGCCUUUGUCAGAGGGAACAGAGAGAAAAACAGAGGUCAUAACUGAUGAAGAUCUUACAGAGUCACAUGAAUUGACUGAAAACACUGAGACUGAUGCAGAUCAGGAGGAUCACUUGGAGGAACAAAGAGAUAAAAGUCAAGAAUUGACAAUUCAAAGUGAGAACCCGAAGAAUCCUGAAAGCAGUAAACAAAAGGAGGAAUGCAGCCAGCCACAGGAGGAGGAGGACAUCAUGGACAUCCCCUUGGAUGACCCAGAAGCCAAUAAGGCAGCCGCCAAAAUCCAGGCUGGCUUCCGUGGUCAUAUGACCCGGAAGAAGAUGAAACCUGGUGAAAAGGCCAACGAAGAGGUGAGCAGCAGUGGUGAGGCCCUCAAUGGCAGCCAAAGGGACAUAGCAGGGGGAACAGAGGGAGUAGAGACAGAUGCCACAUCUGGACCAGACCAGUGAAGACCUUCUCAAUGUGGCUUACUGGACGCUUUAUCCUGAGGGACGUUUUGUGUCGAAAAAAGUUGUAAAAUUAGGCUGGAUAUGUCAUCUGAUGUGUGAACUCUUUCUCUUUUCUUCUGCUUCUUAUCCAGUCUGAUUAAAAAUGCUUUUGCAUCCCUCAAACAGAUAUCUAUAUACUCCCUGAUAAUGUUUUAUUCAGAUAUUUGUUUGAAUCGGAGAAUGGAUGCCAUAGAAUACAGCGUUCUUCACUCAUACAAUCAAGUUGAGUUUUGUCAUUGAUAUUGCUUGAUAUGUUUCUUUGCUGUGGUGGUGUGUUUAUGAAUUCCCUGAUUUUACCAUGUAGCCCUAACUAUCAAGAUAAGAUGUGCAAUUUGUUAUCAGUCACAACAUACUUUGUUUAAAAUUGGGUUGACUUACUUGUUUGGUUUGCUCCUUGUAAUAUGUAAGUGGACUUUUCUCAGUCUUUUUAACAGAAAUCAGAGCUUCCAAAGCAGCAUAUGGCAUGCCAAGAUUAAAUCAAUUUAUUUUCAUUUAUUUUGCCUUUAAUUAGUGCAAUUAUUCAUAGAAGUCAUUUAAGGCAGUGCAUAUUAGAGUUUCAUUAAGUGUGUGACAAAGAUUAAAAACUGCUUAAUGAGUGAUAGAUUGCCUUGCAUGUUGACAUCAGCAUCAUUAAGCUCUGUAUCGGUUGAAAAGUGAAUAAAUGGUCAGAAAUGUGCACGCUUAGA